AAUGGACGGCACAUUUGAGGGAACACUAAUUAAAAGAACGACAUGUAACACUCUAUGUUGAAACCUGGACAGGACUUGGACAUUAGCUUAGGCAAAUGACUUGGCCUAGCUGAUUGAUGACAUUUAGCAGACGCUUUUGUCCAGAGCGACGUACAAGGGGAGAGAACAGAUAGAUGGACAAUAAAGAGCCUUUAGCUUCACCUACUUUAAGCGCUUGCUUUCACUUUUAGUGAAGAACGAACGGCCAGGGUACAUAGUUCUAGUUGUAUAAUAACUAGUUCCACGCUGACGAACCACUUUCAUUCGUCACUCUUGUACAGUCAGGCAAGUAACCAAUGAGAGACACUCUUCGCGUACCAUAGAGUUCAUGCCAAGCGUUAACGAUUGGUGUUGGGCUGCAAAGUGAAUAGUAAGGCGCCGUCUAUAUAGUAUUGGGUAGUCGUCUUAUUUGUGCGUUCGUCCACAUUUUAGUUGAAAGACCAUGUCAAAAAAGACGGCCAAAUCUAUGAUAACUGACGCCUUGGAAGAUCUGUCGUCCAGAGACUUAAAGAAGUUCAGAGAAAAGUUAUGCGAUAACGAAGAGCCGCGCGUCACCAGGCGGUCGGUCGAAGAUGCCGAUGAGAUGGACCUGGCCGAACUUUUAGUAAAGAUAUGUACGGAGGCGAAGGCUGUGAUACUAACUAUUGACCUCUUUACUCAACUUGGAUUCAGUAAUCAAGCAGAAAGGCUCAGAAAAGGUCUAGAAGCUGCAACUGUUCCAAGUCAAGCCAGUUCUGAGAGCCGGACAAAAUAUGUGCUGGAGGGCGGUCAGCACUUCAUCGACAAGCAUCGCAUUCGGCUGAUCGAGAGUAUCACCACGGUGGAACCCAUCCUGGAUCGUCUGUUGGCGAAGAAUGUCAUCACCCAUGAGAACUACACUCUCAUCCGCAGCAAGUCCACCAGUACCCAGAGAAUGAGGGAGCUCUUUGAACUAGGCAGUAUUCGCUCCACUAUAAAAGGCAAAGACUGCCUAUUUGAUGUGCUUAUGGAGUUAGAGCAGUUCGUCAUGGACGACCUGAAGGAAAGGUCGUAAUGACAAGGAUUGUUCGUCUGUGUCAUUAAAGUGAGGGCCCAUCAAAACAUGUGCUUGACUAGGAGGUCUCAAUCCUGCCUUUAGGGACCCCUUGUUUUUCCUGUAUUUCCUGUCUUCCCUUUAUCCCUGCUCCAAGGACAUCUGGUUGAAGUCAAUGUAAUUAGAAUGCUAUUGAUUAGCUCUGAAGGAGUUGAAAAAUCAGAUCCAAUGAAUCUUAUAUUCAUUUUGUAUUUGUUGCUUUUAAUUGGAUUUAAAUGUAAGCAUUUCUGGUUGAAUAUACUAUUAGAUUAGAUGAAAUUACCUGAGAGAGGUGUGAAUGAGUGUUCUCACCUCUCCCCUUCUCUUGGCCUAUAUCAGAGGGUCUUUGAGAUUCCUCAUGAAUACAGGCCUAUGAUCACAGCUGGAUCUCUUAAUCAACUUCCCCUGUGAACAACUGUUGUGCAAUUUCUAUUACAUUUUUACAUUACAUUUAGUCAUUUAGCAGACGCUUUUAUCCAAAGCGACUUACAUAUGUGCGACUUACAAAUAUAUACACAUUUUACAUUUACACUGAUGGCACACUGCACAUCAGGAGCAAUUAGGGGUUCAGUGUCUUGCUCAAGGACGCUUCGACAGGGAAUCGAACAAGCAACCUUCUGAUUACUAAACAACUUCUUUACCUCCUGUACCACUGUCGCCCAAUCUAUGCAGAGCAGGUAAAUAUGGAAGACAUGCAGUACAGAGUGACCAGACAGACUCUCCUUUAACAAAGACCAGACUUCUGUGGGAAAGACCAAACUUCUUUUGAAAACCAAACUUCCAAACUUCAUACCCACCCAAUUAAUGUGCCAGAUUGUUUGGUGGGGCUCUACCUCUAGGUGUCAGCCAUCUCACACAUAACUAAUCAUGGAUAUGUCAGUACUGUUGGUGUGAAGUAAACACCAGCGACAUCUAGGUCCACCAGAGCCCUCGCACAAGAUAAGGACCAAGUGUGGGCAGAGGACUUUUAUUAUUAGUGAUUUGCAUUAUAGGGAAGUUUUGUUUCAAGUAUAUUUUCUAUCAUUCCAUGUUUUUUAUCAACUGAAACAUAAUCUAGCGUGUCAUUAUUGAGACUGUCCAUUGUUAUUCCUUUAGCAAAUAUUCAGUUGUAUGAGUCCUCGGAUGUCUUAUAAUAAAAUGAAGCAGUCUGCCCAUUUA
This is a messenger RNA of Clupea harengus (Atlantic herring), 2248 nucleotides long. It is a transcript of the gene pycard, whose product is annotated as PYD and CARD domain containing. Gene Ontology annotation, biological process: innate immune response; regulation of apoptotic process; inflammatory response. Lineage: Eukaryota; Metazoa; Chordata; Actinopteri; Clupeiformes; Clupeidae. The record is from RefSeq and is a predicted model, not a curated record.